CUAGCUAACGCUACCUAUAUUCUCUCCUUAGAUAAGAUUAAAUCGACUAAUAUUACUACUCGUAACGUUAACGGAUAUCGUUCCGUAACCGAUACCGGUAAUAAUAUCUAUAGCUAUAUUAAAGAGCUUUUUCUACUUAAAAAGAAAAACCGUAAACUUAAGAAGUUUGCUAAUAGUUCCGUCGAGCUACUAAAGGACUUAGGCUUCGACGGUAUUAAUAUUAAUUUUAAAGAAGCUGCUAGCUACUACUAUAACUCGGGGUCGCGUUUGUUUAUUAGCUAUAAUAUCCUAGAGAUUACGCGUAAAAAUAGUACUAGUGCUCUAGAUAAGAGCGAUAAUUAG
Messenger RNA from Penicillium verrucosum, 342 nucleotides. RefSeq lists its product as uncharacterized. The record is from RefSeq and is a predicted model, not a curated record. The transcript has 5 exons. NCBI's taxonomy places the organism in Eukaryota, Fungi, Ascomycota, Eurotiomycetes, Eurotiales, Aspergillaceae. The annotation marks the transcript as partial.